This is a messenger RNA of Chinchilla lanigera (long-tailed chinchilla), 1201 nucleotides long. Its product is annotated as chromosome unknown open reading frame, human C6orf15. The record is from RefSeq and is a predicted model, not a curated record. NCBI's taxonomy places the organism in Eukaryota, Metazoa, Chordata, Mammalia, Rodentia, Chinchillidae. The transcript has 2 exons. Bases 14 to 1030 code for a protein of 338 amino acids. Gene Ontology annotation, biological process: extracellular matrix organization. Gene Ontology annotation, cellular component: extracellular matrix.
GGUGCCGAGCAGGAUGCAGGGCCGCGUGGCAGGGAGCCUGGCUCCUCUGGGGCUGCUCCUGGUCUGUCUGCAUCUCCCAGGCCUCUUUGCCCGGAGCAUUGGUACAGCAGAGGAGAAGGCUUCCCUGCACCCCAGGGCUGAUGUGCCCGCUCUGGGACAGCCUCCCUUCACCGGCCCCUUGAGCGCUAGACACGCCCAGCCCCACGCCGACCCAGGGCCGCAUGAUGUUCCCGGGGCUCCUGCACAGUUCAGCGUGCCUCCACCAGGUGGCCCCCAAGCUGCAGGACGUGCAGGGAGGCAGACCCUGUCCUGGGGGCUGCCCCCCACGGAGUCCUGGCCUGCUGAGGUCCCUUGGCAGGUGAUGGCCGCGGCAGCUGAGGACCCUCUGGAGCAGGCGCUGCCCGAGGAGCCGGCUUACCUUUCGGGCGCCGGUGCACUCCCUCCGGGCAGCGAGCCGUGGCCUGUGGCGUUCUCUGCCAAAGCUGCACAACCCUCAUCCGAAGCUUCGCCCGUCCACCUGGACUCGGCAGCGAACCGGCUGACCCUCGCCACUCCGCUGGGGGUCUCGGGAGACCUCCUUGCCCAGCGCCCGUUCUGGUCUCUCAUCUACAGGCUUCUGCCUCGUCUGCCCUGGGGGGCUCUGAAUCCCAGUAUGCCUUGGGGAGGUGGGGUUCUGGGGACCGGAUGGGGAACGAGGCCCAUGCCCUACCCUUCUGGACCCUGGGGUGUCAACAGUAAGUUCCCAGGAGGCAGCUGGGGGAACAUUAACCGGUAUCCAGGAGGCAGCUGGGGGGGCACUAACCGGUAUCCAGGAGGCAGCUGGGGGGGCACUAGCCGGUAUCCAGGAGGCAGCUGGGGGGGCACUAGCUGGUACCCAGGAGGCAGCUGGGGGGCAGGCAGCUGGGGGAACAACAGUCGGUACCGAGGUGCUGGUGGGGGGAACGUUCCUCCCGGAGUCGUCCGUCCUCUCGGCCCUUCCUGGUACAUCCCCGCCGGCCUCUCUGAUCCGCAGAACCCGGGCUUGCAGUAGGGUUGGAGCUGAGCUCGGGGAGCCUGAGGAGGGCAGUCAGGACGGGGCGCUGCUCCUGCCCUCGCCCUGCGGGCGGCACCAGGCCUGGUCACUUGCUUUGCAGCCCGUGCUUCACUCCCCCGCCCCACACCCCCAUGCUGAUCUCCAAUAAACACAGCAGUCUUCCGCCUU